Messenger RNA from Fopius arisanus, 7713 nucleotides. It is a transcript of the gene klar, whose product is annotated as klarsicht. Lineage: Eukaryota; Metazoa; Arthropoda; Insecta; Hymenoptera; Braconidae. Gene Ontology annotation, biological process: nuclear migration; nucleus organization; cytoskeleton organization. Gene Ontology annotation, cellular component: nuclear envelope; membrane; perinuclear region of cytoplasm. The record is from RefSeq and is a predicted model, not a curated record. Bases 232 to 4920 code for a protein of 1562 amino acids. The transcript is spliced from 20 exons. Gene Ontology annotation, molecular function: kinesin binding.
UGGAGCAUGGAGGGCGGGCGGUCCGUUAAAAAAAAUCAUAGAUUGUGCAGUUGUUUUGCGUAGCUCAUCGGAUGUGCUCUGUGUCAAGUCUAAGGUUAUGUCGUUAAUGCGUGGGACGAGGUUUACCCCGUCCAUCAGGAGUCAUGUUCAAGGUCGCAGGAGUGUUUAGAUUGGUUUAAUGAGGUGGAGUUGAGUUUUUGGAGAUGAUGGGACGGUGAACGAGAGUGAAGAAUGGACCGACACGCCAUGGAAACAAUUAUUUUCAACAACGUUUCAGGUACCUCUCGUGCAAUGAAAAUGAGCUUCUCAUGUUCCUCGCUGCAACGUUCUGCAGAUGGCAUGGACUGCCAGGAGCACGCGAGGAUACGAGUCGAUCGACCUUACAAUAGUCUCACUAAGAAAAGGAAAGACCCAAACCAGGAAUAUUGCCCACGUACAUGGAUUAAUCGCGAUGACUGCAAAGAUGACUUCUGGGCGGCCAUUCGCUCAAAUUAUGACUACAUCAUGGAUACAAAUCUUAUCGACAGUUGCAAGGAAGCCAAUGGAGAGCUCGUUUGGGACGAGGGGGACGUAUCGACCCUCUCCUGGGGUCUCAAGGAGGUCAGCUGUCAAUUCUCUGAGCUGUACACAUGGCUAGGUGUUUUGCAGGAAUUGGUAUACUCGAAAGAAGAGAAUCUCUUGGAUAAGAGUCUUCGUGCUACUCACAUGGAGGAGUUGCAACGUAAGGCAUAUAGGAGAAGACUGUUCAACGAUCAGGCGGUCAAACUUGUGGCUCGUUCACCUUCGUUGAAAGACGAAGUUGCCUGGCGAGUCGAUCAUCUCAAUGCCAAGUGGGAGCUCGUCGAGCAGAUAAUGGCACCUACACAACCGGCAUCCGAUCAAGACGUCUCAGCAGACUUCGAGCAUGAAGUUAAGUGUCUGAGGAAAUGGCUCAGAGAAAUGGAGUCCAGAUUACAGCCAUUAAGCUUCCGCAUUGACUGGACAAGAUCUGAACUUGAGGAGAAAGCAACUGAACACAUGGUCCUGCAGAAAGACAUCGAGGCACAUGGUCGUAUCGUAAGUUCAGUGGUGAAGCUGAGUGAGCGUGUUUUGAAACAGCAGGAGAGUGGUGAAGUUAAUCAAGAUAAGGAAUCAUCAAAAAAUUGGCAAAACCGUGAGGUUGUUCAGCCGAUCCGAGUGGCAAGUUCCUUGGAGAGACGUUGGCAUCUUUUAUUUCUUCGGGCACUCGAAUGGCAGUGUCACAUUGAGACACUAGCAACUCGCCUCUGUAAUAAGAGUGUGGUGUCAUGCCGUUGCAGCAGUGACAGUGACGAGGAACCGGUGACCAAGCAGCCGAGAUUGAGCCGGAGGCAUUCUCGUGAAUCCGGAAGAGAAAAUACUGGACAAUCUGGGCGUGCGGCUCCUCCAAAGCGGUUCACUUCCUCCAAACAUCGUAAUCGUGAACCUGGAGUAUCGUCUAGCUGUGCCUCUGACAGCGAUAUGUCCUCUGGAUAUCAUCACAACGAGGACGAAUCAUAUUUCGAAGACGAUCUGGAGCAGCUUUGCGUGACUGAAACGAAGAGCAAGGUCUCCCGAGGCGGAGAAAAACGGGAUACCGCCGUACAGGGUGAUCAAGGUGAGGAAGGUGAUAUAGAAGAAGGUGAAGCUAGUGACGACGAGAUGCCACCGACACUCGAUCCAGCGAUGGGUUCAGUAUCAGCCGAUGAGGUAGACGGCACACCCUCCAGACACAAUGCAAGUUCAUCACGUCUCAAGGACACACCAAAGCGACGAAGAACAUUCGAUGAGAGCUCCAUUUUCAAUACAUCCGACAGAAAGUCCAAAAAUUGUGCAACAUUUUACUUCAAACAUCGUGACACCGACUCUGAGGCUGAUUGUGCAACUCAAGAUAGCGAAAUUCAGAAUGGAAUUGAUGAUUCUUCAGAGGAAGAGUGGACUUACACAGCAUCACCAACAGAUCACUGCGACACUCAGUGUGAGCAAAUAAAAACAAAUGUUGUUGUGAGAUUGGAUUUUGGAGAAUCAGCACAAAUUGAAAGAGUCGAUCACGCCGAAUUCAAGAGGGAUAAUGUCAAGAACACCAUUGAGGAGAUGAGAAUUCCUGAGGAGGAGGAAGAUCUCGUGCGAACUAGGGAGGAUAAUGGCGACAGUGGUGAUGAGACCAAGAAUGAUAUUCAGAAGUUAAUUUUGGAAGUGGAGAAGCUUGUCAGUGAGGAGGGGAGAAAAGGCAUUUCAGCCAAUCUCACGCCACUUAUUUUGAAUGACCAGGGACAAACUAACUACAGGGCUAAGUAUGCCAGGAUUAAGGAAUGGCUCAAGCUCAACUCCGCUCACAAUCUUGAGGACAGAUCCAGCUCGCAGAGCUGGCAACCUCUGGACAGCUGUGACGCGAGUGGUGAAUACACGACCGGUGAGUCUGAUGUUGAAAAACAAUCAGUAUCCUCUGAGGAUCUUCACAGCAGUAUUGCAACGUAUCGUCGUUGCGAAGGUGGACUUGGCUGUGUGUCCCAGGCUGUUUCCCAGGAGAUAUUUAAUGAUAAUGAAAAAACUCUUGUAAAUGAGGCUAACAAUCAUGCUGAUGGUACACCAAAAGUCGUUAUGAGGACAAAGAGGAAGUCAGAUGGCAAACGACCGUGGAGUGUUUCCUGUGUAUUUGGACAAUUGAAUACUAACAAUGACUCGGCCAUUUCACAAUUCUCUAUUUCGGAAACGGCACUCCAUCAAUUGGUCUCAUCGACACCAACCAAAGCUGUGUCCUUGGAUGCAACUGGCUCACGUGCUCCUUUCAACAACUCAACAUUGACCUUGCUAGAGGAGAAUGGACGAGUGGUCCGAAACAGUUCGAUGAGGAAGAAGAAGAGUCGACUACGCAAAAAGACGCUGAGUCGUAAGAGUGAAUCAGGCUCUGACGGGAUGAAUGCAAAUCAUUCGGGUGGAAGUGACGCGAGUUCAACUCAUCAGCGCAUGAAUGUUAGAAAAUCACUGGAUAGUCGUACGAGAUUGAUGCCUAAAGAUUGCCACAAGUGCAUUGUCUCGUAUGUUACUUACGGUUCGACAAUUUCAUGUAAUUUACACCACGAAACAACGGAAAGAGUAAUUCUCACUGAUCCCCCGCCAUCCAUCAAACUCACCUGUUGCACACCAGAGCCCUCGUCAGUUGACACACAGGAGAACAAUCGGGCACAUAGAAAUUACGAGGAUAAUCUGAUUGACACUGUUUUCAAGAGGAAUGAGCUCGUUAGCCCCAUCAAUGGAGACAGUGAUAUUGAAAAGAAUAGCCUUGAGAAUAAUUCAUUCUCAGAGCAGGCUUGGGAUAGUUAUCAGGAGAAGUACAUGAGUGAGCCGUACAGUGAAGCCGCUGAUGUCGAGACUGCGAGGAAACUUCUCGAAUUUGGUGAUGAUUAUAGGAAUUUUUUGGACAGCCAGUCAGACUGCGCGUCUAGUCUGGGCGCUGUGAGGAGCUGUUCGUCACCAAUUGCUGCCAGUAGACUUCAUUCUCAGGAUUUGAGAGAUUCAUCUGAGGACAGUGACAGUGAUGCAGAGGAGCUGCGGAGAGUCGUUGAUAAGUCCUACAAAAAGUUACUAGUCAUGGAGAGCCACUUUGCUCGUGCCAAUGGCCUCAGGGCAACUAAAGACAAUAUGGAAGUGGAAUGCGUUUGCAAGGAGAACAUUCGAAGUCUGCAGGCAUUAGUAGAGCCAGACUGUCAGAGAGGAGAAAAGAGUGUGAAGCAAGUGCGAGGGUUGACUGAGAGGUGGGAAAAUCUGUCCCACAAAGCCGAAGAGGCACAACGGGCUGGUGUCCUUCAAAGAGAAUUGGCCGCUAUGCAUUUGGAGUUUAGAGAAGCUUAUGAGAGGCUCAUUUCGCAUGAGAUUAUUCUCGAGCCGGAUCACGAGCUCGCUCAGCGUAUCAAUCAAAUCACGAGUGAGCUUGCUACACUGAGGGAACGCAAAAGCGCAAUGCUAGCGCUCAAUGUAUCAGCACACCGGUUGAUCACGGAUCUGGGGCCAGCUGCCACCUCAGUCUCUGUAUCUCUCAAAGAUGCUGUUGCUGAUUUGUACAGAGUGUGGGAUGAAGCAUUUCAAAGGGGAAACCAGCAAUUAUGUGCCCUCCAGGCUGUUCAACAAUUCAGUGCGCGUCUGACAGAACUCCAGAAUGCACUUCAAAGGGACAAAGAUACUCUGGCAGUUCUGGACGCAGCUCUGCAAGCUGGUGCCACCUCCGAAGUGGCAUCUUCGGUUCGAGACGUCGCCAGACUGCUCUCGGAAAAGCAGGAUGUGAACUCGCAGAAUACGAUAAAAGAUGAAACGCUGAUGGAGGGUGUGACGAAGAAAUUCCCUGAGCCUGGUGUAAUGAGUCUCGGUCAAGAAGGUGGGACAUUCUCAGACAGUGGUAUAUCAGACAGUGGAAGUGAACAAGAGUUGAGUGAACGUGAGCGUAGACUUGCUGCACUGCGUCGACUGACUCGUACCCUGGAGAGUCAACUAGCUCCUGGUUCUGAUGCACUACUGGAGCUCUGGAAGAGAGUGGAAGAUGCUGAGGCUGAAUUGAGGAGCCUUCAGAAGCAGUGUCGAGAGCUGAUUGUCAGAACUGCUGCAAGUGUAGACGCCAAAGUCGCUAAUAGGAAUACCCAGACCAAAUUUCCACCAAGUAAACGUAAGAAAAGACUGGCGUCAACGAGCAGCGAUUUCCUUGACAAGUCAAAACAGGCAGUGGCAGAAGAUGAUCCUGAAGAUGAUCCAAACAUGCCAAAGAGUUGGGUCUGGAGAAUCCUCAGAGCAGCUUUGCCUUUUCAAUUGGCGAUCGUAGCACUUUUUUGUGCUGCCUGUCUUCUGGAGCCACACUGCUGUGAGGCUGGAAACAGUCUGAAUUUAUCUCUGACACCCCAGCUUCGUUACGUCCGAGGACCACCUCCAGUCUAAGAGCAAUAUCUAAAUGAGAGCUCAAGGAUCGAGAAGAUUCUAUAAUUUUCGGUUAAUCCAAAAUAUCAACGACAUCAGGUCUUGAUAGGUAGUAUUUGAAAUGAUACGUUGAGUAUCGAGUAAUUAUUUUUUUUCUCAAUUGUCGACUUGAAGACAUGAGGUAAGUGAAUAUGUCCUGUUUACGUGAAUUUUUAUACAAUCACACGUGCAAAGACUAAACUUUUAUAAUAACCCGAGACUGAACGUAACAGGGUUUAUGUGUAUCUCAAAAGAGAAUAUUAAUAUUCAUUAUUAAUAUAAAUAUUUUUCACAUUUUAUAAAUGUACAUAGAAAAAAAUAAUGCAUGGAUGAUCAAAAUUAUUUUCGUACUCAUAUUUUCCAGUAAUCGUAAAUUCGACCAGAGAAUCAAUUUAUAGAUUUUUCGGCUGAAAUUUGAGAAUGCCUUUUUAUAUAUUUUCUAUAGGAGUGUGCCAAUAAUUCGUGAAGGCUAGUAUAUGAGUAAACUUCACGUUCGCCUGACGGCCAUUUAUCUCACCUUUUUUUAUCCAUUUUUAUUUGUUAGAAUUACAGAGUUUUUACGUUAUGUUGCAUGCUGUAUGAUAAAUCAGGAGUUCCCUGAUGUCUUAAAGUAUUUUUCAAUAUCAGAUCAAUGAUUUUUACUGGAAGAAGAAAUAAAAAUAUUAUGCGAGAGUGUUUUAAUAUCAUUAUUUAUACUAUAGGUAUGGAAAAAUUGUAUGUAUAUAUAUAACUUUCAAGAGAAAUAUGGGAAAACGAUGGAGAAUGUUGUACUCUCGAAGAUGUAUUGCUUUAACAAUUUAAAAAAUCACUUUUUAUUCAGAAUCACUACCAAGUGCCCAGUAAAAACGUCCAAUAUUUAGUAUCCCAUAAUAUUUAUAAUAUUAUGAUUCUUUCAUGUGACUAGUCAUUGGACAAUGGACAUAAUCAAGUUAUUGUCCCAGUUAUUUUUUUUUGUAAAUGUCAAAUGUAUUGAAGUGCCUUGGGGAUGGAAAUUGAGGAAAAGGUCAAAUUAAUGCUUGAUAAGGAGAUAAGUUUUUUGCAAGAAUAACAUUUGUUUUGUGACGAUGGAUAAGAUAUUUCUUUUGUCUAUUGAACAAAUUCAAUAAAAAAUAUUCCGUUCAAUAAAUUUUCAAUUUUCCGGUGUACAGGACUUAAAACUGGAAAAUUUCUUGCAAAGCCUGAGACACAAUUAAGACUCGAGAAAAAUAAAGUCCUAGAUUCCUUUGAGACUUGACGAAGUGAUUUGAAGAAGUAUCAAGUAUUAAUUUUUUUCAAGUUAUUCAAUUUAUUUCCAAAGAAUUAAAAAUUUCAUUGAAUUCCAAACGCGUCUCUGAAAGAAAUCAUUUCGACUUAUCUCCUUAUUCAGUAAAACUUGUGAGAAUUAGAGGUGAGGAGAAUUUGUCCUUUGGCUAUCACCUGUAUCAAUAGAAUGUACAGUGGAGAUCCUCCAAUAUUUUUUAUUUACUCGAGGACAUCUCUUAGAAAUUUACGAGACAAAGUGGGAAGACGAGCACUGCAAAAUGGGAAAAGCAGUAUGUUUUAUUUGAAGAUAUGAGUAAUCAAAUAAAGUUCGUGCGUCAUUAGCAUGAAAUAGACUUGAUGGGGAGAGCUUUCAGUAUGAAAAAAGAGAGCAGCUUCCAGCGUAAGAUAGAGUCCAGUACUUAUGCAUGAAUAUAAAUGAAACGAUAAUAACUUAAUACCGUGAUAAGACAACUAAAAGAAGAGCAGUGAGAUGAAAAAUGGAGAAUAUGUAGACGUUGGCAUAAAGAGGGACUGUCCAUUCGUUGUUACACCAAUUUGAAAUAAUAUUGCAUUAUUAUUUUGAAUAUCGGUGGAGAAGAAAUAUGAUGUGGACGCAGUGGUCUCUUCUCAAACUGACGUCUACAUAUGAUUCGUGUCGAUGCGAAACUUGAUGGAAUAAACAGUGCCUGAAAAAUAGAUUCCCCAGCCCGAACACGAGGAACAUAUUUUAAAGAAUAUUUGACAUUCUAGACAGCCUUAGUACAUUAUCAUGCAAAAUACAUUGCAUUUACUUGGGGAAUAUUAAACUGAGAACUAGGAUGUUUUGGCGUUCUACCGCCUUACAUUAACAUCAUGAUAAUGUGUAUAAAGUACCUGAACAUAAACAUACUAUUCAUCCAUAUUAUAAUUGUUCAAUAAUAUUGGAUUAAUUAUAAUAUAUGUACUCUAAUUUGAAUGAAACGUUUGUAAUGAGCUUUUUUAAAAUGUAUUUUAACGUCAGCUGACGGUUAAUGCUCUAUAAUAUUUUGCAUGCAUUUUUCUCUUUCAAACGGGUGACAAAAUGAAUGAAAAAAAAAAUGAAAAAUAAAAAAAUAUCACCUAUAUAUGAUUAUUAGGGAAUAAUCUACCUUAGGAUGAAGAGAUUUGCAUUGUAAAAUUUUUUAAACUCAGCCUAUGUAUCGAUCGAAAGCACCAUUGUAGCUUCUAUUAUAGGAGAUAAUCUCAUUUUCAUUUUGAGGAUGGUGAGAAGCUGAUUUUUUAUAAAUUCUAUCUGAGAUCUUAUUGACUCAAUCAUAAAUGAGGAGGCGCAGUUGCUCAAGGCACGCCCCAUGGGGAUUCGAUCCGACUUUUAGGAGUUUCCAAAAAUUAUAAUUCAUGAAUUUCACUCAUCAUUCGAUGUAUUUGUAACGUUUCAUCCAUCAAUCUAACACAGUUCUGUACUAACAAAUGUACUGGAUAAGUAUGGCUAUCGAAUACGCAUUGUACUUCGGCAUUUUCUGGAAAUAAAGGAAAAUAAUUUUUUUUUUUUUGGAA